AAAACCUUCACACGCUUUUCGUCCCUCAAACCGCCAAAUGCAAGGUAGAGAGGUUUUUGUUGUCUACACAAACACAUAGCGUCUCUCUCUCUCUCUGCUACAUAAAAAAAUUGAAUGGGUUAAGUGAUUUCAUUUCAAUAAUUAAUAUAGGAAUUAAAAUCAAUCGUCUCUCCGGCUCGUUUCCUCUAUCGGCGUUUGUUAUUAGAGUGAGAGGUGGUUGGGGGGGGGGUGAUUUUAGGGUUCUUGUUUGUUUCUUUGGAUUCAUUCCGAAAGCUGAUAUACUGGUAUGCCUCUCUAUUUUCCCUUUUUUCUUUCAAGGAGAUAUUAGCAAGUGCAGUUAGAUGGGCGAAUGACGUUAUUCAUUUUGGGGUGUCCAGAAGACGCAUUGUCGUUUUGGAUAAUAUUCGUUGUUGGGUGCCCAUAAUUAWUUUUUUUUUCUAAUAUUCUUUUCUGUAUUUGUAUAGCUGGGAAUGGACUAGAUUUUCUAGAUUCGAUGAAAGGAAGAUGGGUUCUUAUGAACUUCAGGUUCUGGUUGAUGAGUCUUUCUGCGGAUUGCCUUCGGAUUCUGGUUGCUUGUUGCCGGUAGGAAUGCUGGGAGAGGAAUUUGAAAGGCUGUGGUGGCGGUAGUAUGGUGUUAGUUGACGAGUUUAGAGAUUGUGAGGGGCGUUACAGUGCCAUAUUAGAACAACGUUCUGGCCUGGAAGCCGCUCGCCAGUUAUUUACUUGCACCGGGGAUAGGACAGGUCAAUCUGUUAUUGAAGGGUCAUCGUUCUCAGAAAUGGUUUGCGUCUCAUCUAACUGUAAUGGGGACAUCGUGGACCCGGCGGACGGAGUUCAUGCUUCUCGGAAUUACAGUGUUGAUUCAGUGAAUUCUAGCAUUGACCAAGAAGCAUCUGUUGUUGGAAAAGGUGGGCCAGAGAAUGGGCGUGGGAACAUGGUUUUCUUGGUAUCAGAGGAGGCACCUCAGAAUGAAUGUGGUGUUAACGGGCUUUGCUCUAAUCAGAGAGGCAAGGACUAUAAGUCAUCCUGUUUGACGACUGAAGAAUGUUUUGGAAGGGAAGAAUCUAAAUGUGACWGUGCCCCAGGGAACUUAUCAGAAAAUGAAGAAAUUUCAUUGGCUUCAUCAUCCCUGACUGAUUCACUGAACCAAAAAACCCAAAAUGAUAAGAGGGCUACUGUGGAUGUCAAUGACUCUGUAGAGGAAGUGGUUACUGAUGCUGAUGUUCAGAAGGUUGUAGAGGAUAAUUGUGAUGUUUUAACCAGAGUAUCAGGCAACCUGAUCACUGAAGCAUCACUAAUAGAAGCAAGUACUCGCAAUUUCAAGCAAAGGUCACUUGACAUAGCCUCUAACUGUUCUAUGAAUGAUUCAGCAUCUUUGCAAUCAUCUCAGCCAGUAUUAGAUAAUAUUUCUUCUCAAGCGUUGGCAGUGUCAGAUCUUCAGGAAGGGGAUGUUGUUGAUGGUGUUCUGACAUGUAGUAGUAUGGUUGAUUAUAUUGGGUAUGCAGACAAUGGAGGGAAGGAUAGUGUUAGGCCCAGUUCUGCUGUGUCAGUUCUACAGGAAGGGGAUGGUCUUAGCAGUGCUCUAACAUGUGGUAGUAUGCUCUGCAAUCAUCUUAAUAAUUAUAGUUUCAAGGAAGGGUCAUCUAAUUUAGUUUCUGAUUGUCCUAUUGAAGAUUCGGCUUCUCUACAUUCAUGUCAACCUGAUAUGGAAAUUAUUUCUUCUCAAGGCCUGGCAAUGCCAGAUCUUCAGGAAAGUGGUGCUCUUGGUAGUGCUCUAACAUGUAGUAGUACUAGCAGUAUCGUUGAUUAUACUAGGCAUGUAGAUGAUGAAGGGAAAGAUAAUGCUGGGCCAGAUUCCAUUAUUCCAGAUCUUCAGGAAAGGGGUUCUCUAGCAUGUAGUAAUAUAGUUGAUUAUGCUGUGCAUGCAGACAAUGAAAGGGAAGAUAAUGCUGGGUCUGGUUCUGUUUCUGCAUCUAACUGUCCUGACACUAUAGGCCCAAUUCUUCGGAGGAGUACCCGUCUAAGUAAAUUGAAUAAGAUGUCUGAGACAAGAAAGGCUACAAAGCAAUGCAGCAGUACUGCCAAUGGCAUAUUGCACUUAAGUGGAACGAUUGGAAUCUUUAAGAAGACAUCAAGAGGGAAAAGAAGCUGUCCCUGUAAGCGAGCACGUUCUUCUGUUUGGGGUGCUUUGGGAAACAUUAUGGAAGUGUUUGAGCAGAAUGAUGCAAUUCAGAAUCAUGAGUUGGAUUUAACUCAACUUCCAAGUCAUGGUUCACAAAAAACAAGAGGUGGUCAAAGGAGUAAAAAGCAGAAGACCCGGAAGGGUGGAAAUUCACGUAGAUCCAAAAGAAAAUUCUCUGCGUCAACUGGUGGUGCUUGUUUAAAAGUUACAAUGGGGGAAGAAGUGGGUCAAAGAAAUCUUAAGGCUGUGCUACCUGAGGCGGUAGAUCCUUCAGCAUCAGUACAAGUUUCUGAAUGUGAUUCGGACCAAGGAAUCAAUCUCGAUGUCUCAAAAGCAGCUAAUAUGGGUGAUGUGGAACAGAAGCUGAGACAGUACCAAUGCCCCAGUGAAAACCUGGGAAAGCCAAUUAGUGCUGUUGACAUUUCUGAAUUGGAUGUUCACCUUACAGAUAAGGACUUGGAGAGCACUGUGACACAAGACAUGUCUAUUGGGAACAUUGGUGGUGCUUGCCAUGUGCUUUCCUCCCAAAUAACAUGUGAAACAGUAGGGGAAGCAACUGAGAAUAGGUACUUGGAUGUGGAAACAUCUCCUGAUUCAGAAGUGAUCAAUCUGAUUCAUGAUGUUCAUGUUGGUUCAGGAGUUCAAGAAGACCUACAUGCUAUUGUUUCAACUUCUUCCCAAGAUGCUGCCAUUCCAACAGAGGUUAUAGUUUCCAAUAGGCUUGUCAUAUACACAAAAAAAGGCAAGAAAAAUGUUGAGGUUAAGGGAAGUUCAUAUUCCUUGUCAGGAUCCUGUAAAGAGGAAGGGGGACUACUUGGCCCAGAAAAAAAGAACAAGAACAAAAAGCCGGUAAAAAAUAAAUCCAGGCAGAGAGUGGGGCAUAAUCUUGAUCAUAGUGAGCCCAUUGAAAAUGCUUCCAGCAACAGUUCAGGUCUUGAGGGAUGUUCCACGGAACCAUUGCUUUUGGUGGGAGGGGUUGAACCAGGAGUUAGCCAAGAAUCUUUGAAAGGGGAACUUUGCCCAUCUUCUGGGCAAGAUGUUGGGGUUACACCAUCAGAAUCAUUGACUUCUGAGGGUUCAUUUUCUGCUGCUAAAAUUAAAGGGCGUAAGCUUCCCAAAAUGUUUAAACACAAUGUUGGAGCAAACAAAUGCAGGCCACGUAUCCCCACUUCAGCAAGGCGUAGGAAAGAAAAUAAUCAUGAACGGAAAGGUGGGCGCAAAGGUAGUAAGUGCAAGAUUAAGGAGAAGGGGCCUUUAGACCACAAAAAAGAAAAUCACCUACAGUGUGGUAGUGGUACUGACAUGGAUUUUUCUUCUGGGGUGAAAAGGGAUUCAGCAUCUAGUGAACCAGAUGACUUAAGCAAAAUUAAUGUAGGAAAUGACAUGAAUGAUGAACUGGGGAGAACCAAAAUUGACAACCACAUUGCAACAGAGGAUGUAUCUAGCUCUUCCAUGGUGUCCAUUAAGUCAGAGGAGCAGUUUAUGCCCCCACGUAAUGCAUGGGUGCGGUGUGAUGAUUGCUAUAAGUGGCGUUGUAUAUCAGCUGCACUAGCAGAUUCAAUAGAGGAGACAAAUUGCAGAUGGACUUGCAAAGAUAAUGCAGAUAAGGCAUUUGCAGACUGCUCAAUUCCUCAAGAAAAGUCAAAUGCAGAGAUUAAUGCAGAGUUAGAAAUAUCAGAUGCUUCCGGUGAAGAAGAUGCUUAUGAUGUAAAUUCAUGCAGGCAGUUAACAGCUCCUCAACAGGCAUCUUGGACACUUAUCAAGUCAAAUUUGUUUCUUCACCGCAGCCGUAAAUCCCAGACCAUUGAUGAGAUAAUGGUUUGCCACUGCAAGCCACCUCUUGAUGGCAGUUUGGGUUGCGGAGAUGAAUGCUUGAACCGGAUGCUUAACAUUGAAUGUGUUCAAGGCACCUGUCCAUGUGGGGAUCAAUGUUCAAAUCAACAGUUCCAGAGGGAGAAAUAUGCAAAAUUUAAAUGGUUUCGUUGUGGAAAGAAAGGAUAUGGGCUUCAGUUGUUGGAAGAUGUUUCCCAGGGUCAAUUUCUUAUUGAAUACGUUGGUGAGGUGCUUGAUUUGCAUGCUUAUGAAGCACGGCAGAGAGAGUAUGCUUCUAGGGGUCAAAGGCAUUUUUACUUCAUGACAUUGAAUGGCAGUGAGGUGAUUGAUGCAUGUGCUAAAGGAAAUUUGGGGCGUUUCAUCAACCACAGCUGUGAUCCUAACUGCCGUACGGAAAAGUGGAUGGUGAAUGGAGAAGUUUGUAUUGGGCUAUUUGCUCUAAGGCAUAUUAAGAAGGGUGAAGAGAUAACAUUUGACUACAACUAUGUUCGUGUAUUUGGGGCUGCUGCAAAAAUAUGCUAUUGUGGUGCUUCUGACUGCCGGGGCUAUAUUGGUGGUGACCCAUCAAAUACUGAAAUAAUUGUCCAAGGCGAUUCAGAUGAAGAAUACCCAGAACCUGUAAUGAUCGAUGAAGAUGGUUAUAACAAGGAUAAUAACGGGGAAACUAUUUCUUCUACUUGUGUUAGCGGUCGUGCAACUCAACAUGCAGAAGUUCCUCUGCAAACUAGAGAUGCACUGAACCAAGCUGUAUCUACCAUUGGACAGUUGGAGCUUUCAUUAGAUAAUGAAGACAUCACGAGCAGAUCUUCCUCUGCUGUUCCACCUUCUGAAGUUUCUUUGACAAUGGAAAACAAUAUAAGCAAGACCUUGUCUACUGUUGGACCAUUAGAUGUUUCUUUACAAACAGAAGACACUAUAGGCAAAUCCUCAUCUGCUGUUCAGUUGUUAGAGGUUUCUUUCGAAAAGCAAGAGGCUAUGAACAAAUCGGUGUGCACUUCCCAAACUUUGGAUACAUGUUUCCCAGAUGCAAAAACUGUUAGGAAAUCUGCAACAGAUUUUAUUGAUGCUAAAAAGUCCAGAUGUGAUGCAGUGGAGCAUAAGAGAACUGUGACAAAAUCACAUCCUCUCAUGAAAUCGUCUCGGUCAUCUAGUUCAAUAAAAAAGAGCAAGAACAGUGCUUAUCCUAUGAUCGCUAACAAACUUCAGGUGAUGGCAAGCAAGCCAAGAAAGUUGCUGGAAAGUGCUGCAAAUGACCGUUUUGAAGGAGUUGAAGAGAAACUUAAUGAGUUGCUAGAUGCUGAAGGUGGAAUAAGCAAACGCAAAGAUGCUCCUAAAGGUUACCUGAAGCUUUUGUUUGUAACUGCAGCUUCUGGAGAUAAUAGUAAUGGUGAACCAUUUCAUAGUACUCGAGAUCUUUCAAUGAUUCUUGAUGCAUUCUUGAAAACAAAAUCACGGACAGUUUUGAAUGAUAUAAUCAACAAAAAUGGUUUGCAAAUGCUACACAACAUAAUGAAGCAGAAUCGGAAGGACUUCAGCAAAAUUCCUAUUCUCCGGAAGCUUCUCAAGGUAUUGGAGUAUCUUGCACUAAGGGGAGUUCUUACCUUAGAACACAUUAAUAGGGAUCCUCCUCAUCCUGGAAUUGAAAGCUUUAAGGAUUCCAUACUUAUUCUAACAAGACACAAUGAUGUUCAGGUACACCAUAUUGCACGGAACUUCCGAGACAGAUGGAUUCCUCGUUCCAUUAGGAAAGUAAGCUACUCAGACAGGGAUGACAUCAAAUUGGAAUUGCAAGGUGGUCCAAACUCCAGUUGGCUUUCUUUAUCACAUAAACGCUGGAAUGAUCAAGGUUUAAGACCCACAGAAGCAAUCAAUUGUGUCACUCAAGCAAUGCAUGCAGCAAAUCCACUUGGCACUGAUGGCCAAGAGGGCAGUUCCAUUCCUUAUAUCAGCAGUUGUCCACCAAAUGUGACAAGGAUGCGGAAGUUUAAAAGUCGCUGGGAUCAACCUGUGGAGAAAAACCUGGAUCUGCAACUACCUCAUAUGAUCAAAAAACAAAAAGUAGAACCAAUUUCAAAACAGAAACUUGAACCUAGUGCACAGCAGCUUGAGAGCUGUGAAGUUGUGAAGGACCAAAUAAUGGAAGUUGAGAAUGACAAAAAUGUCAAAGGUUGCAUUCUAUCUCAGCAAGAUGAAGCAGCUACCAGGGUUGAUGCUAGCUACAUCCAAGAUGCACCUCCUGGGUUUUCGUCUCUGAAGAGUUCCCCAGUUCCAUCCAAUCCUUCUGCAGUUACUACUGCUGAAUUUUCAUCAAAAGAGGCUGGUCAUGUAGGUUGUGGUUGUGAAGUAAUUAUGGGGACUGCCCAGGCAAGGUACCUUUCUCAUUUGUCUGUGUCAUACGGAAUUCCAUUAUCCUUUGUGCAGCAGCUGGGGACACUACAGGCAGAAUCUGUGGACUGUUGGACAAUAGCACCGGGCAUUCCUUUUCAUCCUUUCCCACCAUUACCUCCUUUUCCUCGUGAUAGAAGCAACUCUUCAUCCCCAGCAUCUACUGCUAAUCCAGUGACAACUAAUGCAUGUGGAGGUCUGAGCACUUCAUGGGAAAGGCGAGUAGAUGUGACAGUUACUGGGACAAGCAAUCAGGAAAUGGUUGAGCGAGUGAGAUGUUCAUCAAAUGGCUUGGGAAGGAGGUACUUCAGACAGAAAAAGUUGAAUAAUUAUUAUCGCUACCCAUGGCUCCGCACAAGGAAUGGCUGGGGAUUCAAAGGAAACAAUUCAAGAAAUGGAGUAUACAAUGUAGGUGUAGGACAUGUAGUAGUAAAUGAGUCCAGGACUGUGUGUUUAGAUGGUGUAAGUAGUGGAGGUGAGAAUUUGGGUUCUAGUUUGUAUCAAACUCCAUGACACUCAUACCAAGGUUGAUUGAAACAGAUGCAGUGAGGAGCUGCUGGCUUUUUCCCCAACUCCUCUCUAUGUAUUUCCAAUUCUUUUGUUAUACAGGUUUUAUGAUUAAUGAAAAUUUAUUAUUUGAUUAUA
Messenger RNA from Nelumbo nucifera (sacred lotus), 7045 nucleotides. NCBI's taxonomy places the organism in Eukaryota, Viridiplantae, Streptophyta, Magnoliopsida, Proteales, Nelumbonaceae. The record is from RefSeq and is a predicted model, not a curated record.